Rhipicephalus sanguineus (brown dog tick) is the source of this 1932-nucleotide messenger RNA. RefSeq lists its product as uncharacterized. The record is from RefSeq and is a predicted model, not a curated record. Bases 244 to 1686 code for a protein of 480 amino acids. The transcript has a single exon. NCBI's taxonomy places the organism in Eukaryota, Metazoa, Arthropoda, Arachnida, Ixodida, Ixodidae.
AACUACGAAGGAUCAGAAUGGUCUGAGAAGACUAUCAGAGUAGCACUUCAGAUUAAAUAUGCAUGUGGCACAACAGGAUAUGAACUACUAAGGUCACUGUCUUAUCCAUUACCUUCGAACAGGACCCUGAUUAGAAGACUUCAGAACAUCCGUUUUUUGCCAGGCGUUCUUCAUGAAGUACUAGAUGUUUUAAAGCCCAAAAGUGAGACAGUGCAUGACAUAGAGAAAAACUGCGUGUUAUUCAUGGACGAGAUGGAAAUCAGCCAGGGUUUCGGUCACGACCCCCCUCUAGACUGCCUUUUCGGAGGUACCACGCUGCCAGAGUCAAAUGCGCAAGUUGCCAACCAUGCCCUGGUGUUCAUGAUCGGUGGGCUAAACACGAGGUGGAAGCAGGUGAUAGCCUAUCACUUCACAGGGCGAUCAGUUAACGGGGCACUCCUGAAAGAUCUUGUCUUUCAUUUAAUUGAGCUCUGCUUUAAUAUCUCGUUGCGAGUGCUCGUGGUAACCAGUGACAUGGGAUCAGCGAAUCGGGCAGUAUGGCGCCUACUGGGGUUCUCCAGCAACACGCAUUCAGAGACAGUCUCUUCUGUACCACACCCGCACCUUGAAGACCAGAAGUUGUUCUUUAUGGCUGAUCCAGCGCACGUUUUGAAAAACAUUCGGGCCCAGCUGCUCCGUUCAGAAACAUUUGCACUAGGACAAGAAACGGUAAAGAAGCAAGGCCUUCCUGGGAAAACUGUGAGUAUUGAUCAUAUUAAAGCAGUCCUUGAAUUUGACACUGACAAUGACCUCAAGGUUUCGAACAAGGUGUCUGACAUCCACAUUGGCAGUGGACACUUUACUAAGAGGAAGGUGAAUGUCGCAGUUCAAAUGUUUCGCGAAGCCCCUCCUGCUAUCAGGUACCUGAUCAAACAAGGAGAGUUAGAGCCUGAAGCAGAGGCAACAGCCUGGUUCCUUGAACUAGUGAGCAAAUGGUACACGCUCAUGUCAUCACGGCACCCAGCGGAUGCUCUGAGCUAUUUUGAUCACUUAAAACAUGAAGAUGCAGUUAAAAUCCUACAGCUGGCAUGCACAACAUUCUGCCGUAUCAACAUGGGCAAAACUGCCCACUGGAAACCUUCACAAGCCGGUAUGAUGAUAUCAACGACAGUUGUCCUGUGCCUGUCUAAAGAACUGCUUAAGAAACGUGGAUACCGGUACCUGCUUACAGGUAGACUGAUACAGGACUGCCAUGAGAAUAUUUUCUGUGUUGUAAGGCUGAGGAAACCCGUCCCAAGCACGUAUGACGUGAAGUGUGCUCUGAAGUUGAUAUGUGUCAGCCAAUUCUUGCACACGCCAACAUCAUCCAGCUAUAACCUGGAUAACAGCUUGCACCUAGCUGACCUCCUGGACCCCAGUAUCAAGAAACCAGUUCUGGAGGAAAGUCAGGAGAACAAAGAAGCGGAAGAGCUGGAAAACGUUCUUCUGUAUGAGCUCACUGCAGUUGAACGUGACAUUCUUGCAUAUGUGGGAGGUUUUCUCCUGAAGUCCAUCUUGAAGUCCACUGACGAGUGCAAAGACUGCAAAGCGGCACUGGUGAGAAAUGACGACAAAUACAGCACUCUCGUUCAACCUAAAGAAUACACUCAGGGCGUCGGAAAGCUCAUUCAGCCUAGCCGAGCUGUACGUAAUGGAAGUGCUGAUUGAAUGCGAAGAACACUUCAAGACCUUUGCUGGCGAAGACGGAAUCCUGGCACUAAAGACCCCAUUCGCGAGCAUUUUGAGUGCAUUACGCAGAUCAGUAACUCUGGAACUGGAUUGCUGCAGCAUGCAUCGUGCACAUAUAGAAAAAGUACUGCUAGAAAAAAUAUGUUAGGACACGGCUGAGGAUUCAUCGUCGACAAAAACAAGCACAAAGGGUGAAUGGUGAAUCAAGUAAGACGUGGGCUGCAG